CCCGUCAACCCCAAGCCAUUUAUGCAGGAGCUCACGGGCAAGCCCGUCUAUGUCCGUCUCAAGUGGGGUCUCGAGUACAAGGGCUUCUUGGUCAGCACCGACGGGUACAUGAACCUUCAGCUCGCCAACACUGAGGAGUUCCAGGACGGAAAGUCAAAUGGCGCGCUUGGGGAAGUAUUCAUCAGGUGUAACAACGUGCUGUAUAUU
Messenger RNA from Epithele typhae, 207 nucleotides. RefSeq lists its product as uncharacterized. The transcript has 3 exons. Gene Ontology annotation, cellular component: catalytic step 2 spliceosome; U1 snRNP. NCBI's taxonomy places the organism in Eukaryota, Fungi, Basidiomycota, Agaricomycetes, Polyporales, Epitheliaceae. The annotation marks the transcript as partial. Gene Ontology annotation, biological process: spliceosomal snRNP assembly; mRNA splicing, via spliceosome. Gene Ontology annotation, molecular function: RNA binding. The record is from RefSeq and is a predicted model, not a curated record.